CAUUAGCCCACAAUCCAAACACCCUCUAUGGCUUUGUGCGUGACCGACGCGACACGAGCACUGGCUUGCCGAGACGGCAGAGCCGCGGCGAACCUGAAACUCGUGUCGAUGUUCGUUAUCUUCUUCACGAGUGUCAUCGGAAUAUCGUCGCCAGUGAUGCUCGCGCGUUUAUUUCAAGGAAAACCCGUCUACGAUAAAGCAAUUCUAAUAAUCAAGUGCUUCGCUGCCGGCGUAAUUCUAUCCACCUCACUCGUCCACGUACUUCCCGACGCAUUCGACUCCCUCUCCGACUGUCAGGUGGCGUCGCACCACCCAUGGAAAGACUUUCCGUUUUCAGGGCUUGUAACCCUAAUCGGUGUUUUGACGGCGUUGCUCGUUGAUUUGACGGCGACUUCACAUGUGGACAGUCACAGUCACAGCCAUAGCCAUGGCAACAAGGGGAGUAGUGAAUAUACGCCGAUUGGGACACAUGAGGGAUUGGGGACGGCGUGUAAGAAAUCGGCGGAGACAGAAGUGGAAUUGGUGGUCGACGACCGGCAAUCGGAAGAACUGGUGAAGUUAAAGCAGAGGCUGGUGUCGCAGGUGUUGGAGAUAGGGAUUAUAUUUCACUCGGUGAUCAUAGGGGUGACGAUGGGGAUGUCUCAGAAUCAGUGUACGAUCAGGCCGCUAGUUGCUGCUCUGGCGUUCCAUCAGAUCUUCGAAGGGAUGGGUCUCGGAGGUUGCAUUGCUCAGGCGAGUUUCAGCUUUGGAACAACGGCCUACAUGUGCUUUAUGUUUUCAGUGACAACUCCAAUGGGGAUAGUGUUGGGAAUGAUUGUGUUCUCGGUGACUGGCUACAAUGACAGCAGCCCUAAUGCCUUGAUUCUGGAAGGGUUGUUGGGGUCCCUAUCGUCUGGUAUUCUCAUCUAUAUGGGUCUGGUAGAUCUCAUAGCUCUUGAUUUCUUUCAUAACAAGUUGAUGGGUUCCCAACCAUGGUUGAAAAAGGCAUCUUUUAUUGCCCUUGUCCUUGGCUCUACGUCAAUGUCUAUCCUUGCCCUUUGGGCGUGAAAUUAUGUCCCCAGUAACAUCAUCAAAAUGGAAAUCAGAAAAAAGGUUGCAAUUCAAAUUACCAUGCCUAUUGUUUUCCGUUCAUGCUUAAGACAAUGGCCUCAUUUAGAAAUUUCUUAUAAGAUCCUGUCAAUCCUCCUAGCUUCAAGGAAUGUAACUGAGGCCAGAUGUCUGUUCUGAAUUAAGGAAACUAGUGAGCUAGUUGAAGGUGCUAAAACUGUGAUAAGAUGAAUGCAAAUGAUAUCUAAUAAUCUUGAUCUACGUUGCCUUGAAAAUGUACAAAAGUUCCAAGAAAGCCUUUUAUCAUUAAUCUAGAAAACAUGCAUGUUUUAUAAGCUGUUACCACUUUAAAAGUGUUGUAUUUUGGGUUCAUAAAUUCGAAAAC
Molecule: messenger RNA, 1432 nt
Organism: Ilex paraguariensis (yerba mate)
Lineage: Eukaryota; Viridiplantae; Streptophyta; Magnoliopsida; Aquifoliales; Aquifoliaceae
Source: the annotation of a GenBank genome assembly